Messenger RNA from Paraphaeosphaeria sporulosa, 5592 nucleotides. RefSeq lists its product as uncharacterized. Gene Ontology annotation, biological process: actin filament bundle assembly; barbed-end actin filament capping; mitotic actomyosin contractile ring assembly. The record is from RefSeq and is a predicted model, not a curated record. The transcript is spliced from 2 exons. Lineage: Eukaryota; Fungi; Ascomycota; Dothideomycetes; Pleosporales; Didymosphaeriaceae. Bases 254 to 5545 code for a protein of 1763 amino acids. Gene Ontology annotation, molecular function: small GTPase binding; actin binding. Gene Ontology annotation, cellular component: cell division site; mating projection tip.
AGUUGGCUCCCGCGGCCACUAGAGGCUCGAGGCUCCCGACCGCAUCAGCGACCCGCACCGCAGCCCACGGCGACACGACACCACGCCAGCACCGCAGACGCAGCGAACUGCCCCGCCCCGCACACGACGUUUCAGGCGCCCUGGGCCGCCAGCACUGGCUGUCGACGCCUCCACGCCAGCGCCCCCGCGGGAACCGCACACGACGUCGAGCCGCCGCCGCCGCAUCGCAUAACGGCGCCGCGACGCAUAGACGAUGUUCUCCGGCACGUCGCAGGACAAGGGGAGGCAGAGCUCCGCGGGCAAGUUCUUCGGCCGCCGCCACCACAAGGACAAGGACAAGCCCGGCAAUGAAACCCAUCUGUCGACACAGAGCCCCCCAGGCAGCGCCCACGGCUCGCAGUCGUCGCGACACUCCCACCGCCACUCGAGCUCCGUAGCCUCCGUCGACCGCCCGCUGUCCCUCGGCCCGGAGCAGGGCCUGGCCAUGCAAGCCGGCGUGUACUCGAGCAUCCCCGUGCCCUCGUUUGAGCAGAACUCCAACGCCCCGCGCCUGGUCGACUCGUACGCGGCGCCCCAGCCGCACCACCUCGACAAGGGCGGCGCCGACUUCCACCAGUACCCCGUCUUCGACGCCUCCAAGAUGCCCCAGAACGGGUACGCGAGCGCCGCGCCGCCGCGCCCGCCUCCCCACGGCACCGGCACCGCCAUGGCCUCGUCCCAGCCCGGCGACAGAGGCGUGUCCAUCCAGCAGUGGGGCUCGGCAGGCCGAGGCAGCAAUGGCAACACCUACAAUUCGUACACCGACUCCGCCAACAACACGCGCGCGUCGUCGGACCAGGCGAGCGUCUACUCUAAUGACUCCAGAAACCGCACCUCCAAUGUCUACUACCCGCAGCAGACCCAGUCUCAGUCCACUUUUUCUUCCAUCGGCCUCGACACCGGCAGCCUCCUCCCCAUGGCUGCUUCCACGCCCCGCGAUUCGCACCGCUACUUGCUACACUCGAACCAACCCUCUGCUUUCUCUUCCACGUCGUCGUUUGGGCAGCAGGGGCAGAAUGGCUUCGCGAUACAAAGACCGCCAGACCAUGUCGUGGAGCAGGAAUUUGUGAAACUCAUGGAAAGGAGAGGGUGGAAGAGCUUGCCAGAGCAAGCGCGGCGGCAGAUGGAGGCCUACAAGAUUGACAAGAAGUGGACAUUGGUGCACCAGGACAAGCUGGCCGAGUUCAAGCACGAAGAAAGAAAGAGACAGACACAGCGGCAGACGUAUGUGGGAGGCGCAAAUCCAGACGUGUUGGCGAGGGCUGAAGAGGAGGGCUCACCCGAGUGGUACGUCAAGAAGGUCAUGGACAACUCCAUCACGUUGAAGCAGAUGUCGAGCUUGGAAAUUAGCCUCCGAACGCAGCCAAUUGCCUGGGUGCGAGGAUUUAUUGAGGCGCAGGGUCAGAUUGCGCUCACCAAUGUGCUGGCCAAGAUCAAUCGCAGGAAAGGACAGGGGCCAGCACCACCACCCAAUUCGGUCCUGCAAAAGGCGGAAAACGAUACGGAGCGCGAGUACGAGAUCAUCAAGUGUUUGAAGGCGCUGAUGAACAACAAGUACGGCGCCGACAAUGCGCUGCAGUACCCAUCCAUCAUCCAAGCGUUGGCCUCGUCCCUCAUCUCUUCGCGCUUGAACACGCGAAAAGUAGUGUCAGACGUCCUGACCUUUCUCUGCCACUUCGGCGGCGGUGCUGGUCACGAGAAGGUUCUCCAGGCGCUCGAUGCUCUCAAGACACAAUAUGGCGAGAAUGGACGGUUCGACGCAUGGAUGCGUAUCGUGGAAGUCACAGUCGAUGGGCGCGGAAAGAUGGGCUCAUUGGUCGGCGCUUCUGAAGAGGUCCGCAGCGGAGGUAUUGGUGUGGAGAAUCUGCUAAUGGAAUACGCAAUCGCUACACUGUUCCUCAUCAACAUGAUUGUAGAUGGCCCAGAUCGAGACUUGCAGCUCAGGAUGCAUAUCCGAGCACAGUUCACCGGAUGCGGCAUCAAGCGCAUUUUCAAGAAGAUGGAGGGCUUUCAGUACGAUGUUAUUGACAAGCAGAUUGAGCGGUACAUGACGAAUGAAGCUGUCGAUUAUGAAGAGUAUCUGGAAACGGAGAACAACUCAAUGGCCGACGAUGUGGAGGGCGAAGGCAAGGACCUCAACGACCCGAUCCAAAUCGCGGAUGCGAUCAACAGCAAGAUCAUCAACACUCGAGAGCAGGACUACUUUGUUUCGGCGAUGCAGCAUUUGAUGAUCAUUCGAGACACCAACGGCGAAGACCGAUUGAAGAUGUUUCAGCUCGUGGAUUCGAUGCUCAGCUACGUUGCUAUGGACCGCCGUCUGCCGGAUAUGGACCUGAAGCAGAGUCUGAACUUCACCGUGCAGUCUUUGCUCGACAAGCUGUAUACCGACUCGGAAGCGCGACAAGUACGAGACGAGGCGAUUGAAGCUCGACAGAUUGCAGAUUCUGCGAUCGCCGAGCGCGACGAGGCAAAAGCCCAGCUCGAAUUGGGUGCUGAUGGCUUGGUGCACAAGCUACAGAAACAGCUCGCGGAACAAGAGAACAUCAUCGCCGUGCGAAGCAGGCAGAUUGAGCAGAUGAAAGCCGAACUAGCGGAGAUUUCGAGGAUAAGAGCCCAGGAACUCCAACGGAACGAGCUCGAGACACGUGAGCUGUACUUGAUGCUUAGGGAUGCUCAAGACGUUGCAGCUUCAGCCGCCAAGAACAAAGGAAAGGAAGGCCUGGGUGCUGGCGAUCCUGCGCAAAUGCAAGGCAUUUUGGAUCGCGAGAGGCUGAUGAACCGCCUCGAGAUUCAGUUGCAAAGAGCGAAGACGCAGGCUACUCUUGAGGGCAAGGUGCUAGGUCAGGUACAGCCGAGCGAAAAGCUGAGAGAGCUCAGAGAAAGAAUGGAGGGCCAGGUCGAUGGAGACUUUGACGGUGUUGAUCCUAGCUCUCUCGGCACAUCAAGAGCGAAGAGCGGUGUCGUACGAAGAAAGCCUGUUGGAGGCAACCUUGACGAGGAUGAGGCCAUGCCGGACCUUGCUGAGGAUGACGAAGAAGAAGCCGUCAUUGAGAAGCCUCGACUCAUCCAGAUGCACAAGCCUAAGCUCAGCAAUGCAGGUCGCGCUCCCGAGGGCUUGCUGGACGAGAUCGCAUCGAAAGUCAAACAAUACGGCGACUCAGACGAAAGUCAAGGUGCCACACCAGAUGCAGAGAUGGCUGGAGCUGAAGGUCAAAGCGAGGCACCCAAAGCUGGCGCACCUCCCCCACCACCGCCACCGCCGCCUCCACCUCCUGGGCAGCUUGGAUUCCCUGCCAAUAUACCCCCGCCUCCGCCCAUGCCUGGCAUGAACGGUGCUCCGCCGCCACCUCCGCCUCCGCCGCCGCCUCCACCCCCCGGUGCGCUUGGCUUCCCGCCUGGCAUUCCUCCGCCGCCUCCUAUGCCUGGUCUCGAUGGCAGCAUGCCUCCGCCACCACCUCCGCCUCCUCCGAUGCCAGGUGCAAAACGGCCUGGCUUCCCGAAGGCACCUGCUUUUGGUCCUGCUUCUGUACACUUGUCGGGGCCGCGACCAAAGAAGAAGCUCAAGGCGUUGCAUUGGGACAAGGUCGAUUCGCCGAGCUCAACGGUUUGGGCAGAACGUAUGACUUCAGAGGAGAAAGAGGAAAAGUAUCGGGAGCUCAAGAACAAGGGUGUACUGGACGAGGUCGAGAAGCUGUUCCUGGCGAAGGAGAUCAAGGCAAUUGGCAAGAAGGCGGCCAAAAAGGACGAGAAGAAGCAGAUCAUCUCCCGCGACUUGAUGCAUACCUUCCAGAUCAGCAUGUCCAAGUUCUCGCAGUACCCGGCUGAAGAGCUUACGAGCAUGAUCAUCCACUGCGACACCAAGAUCCUUGAUGACCCUGUUGUGAUGGAGUUCUUGCAGAAGAACGACCUCUGCGAUGUUCCAGAUAACGUCGCGAAGCUCAUGGCCCCGUUCUCGAAGGACUGGACUGGACCUAAUGCUAGCGAAAGCAAACGUGAACAGAAUCCCGAGGAUCUCACGCGAGAGGAUCAGAUCUAUCUGUACACGGCAUACGAGCUGCACCACUACUGGAAGAGUAGGAUGCGGGCUCUCAGUCUGACUCGCACCUACCAAAUCGAGUAUGAAGAGAUCUCCAGUAAACUGCUCGAAAUCUCCAAAGUGGCAGACAGCCUGCGUAGCUCCGUCAGCUUGAUCAGCAUUCUGGGUCUCAUCCUUGACAUUGGUAACUUCAUGAACGACGCAAACAAACAAGCAACCGGCUUCAAGCUUUCCACCCUAGGCCGAUUAGGCAUGCUGAAGGACGAUAAGAACGAAUCCACUUUCGCCGAUCUUGUCGAGCGCAUCGUCCGCAACCAGUACCCCGGCUGGGAAGACUUCACUGAAGAGAUUAGCGGGGUUGUCAAAGCCCAGAAGAUCAACGUCGAGCAGCUACAGACGGAUGCGAAGAAAUACAUCGACAACAUCAAGAAUAUCCAGAUGUCGCUUGACUCUGGCAACCUCUCCGACCCGACCAAAUUCCACCCCGAAGACAAAGUCGCUAUAAUAGUGCAGAGACACAUGAAGGAGGCCCGACAGAAGGCAGAGCACCUGCAGGUAUUCUUGGAGGACAUGGCCAAGUCGUACGACGACAUCAUGGCCUUCUACGGCGAAGACCCCACCGACGAUAGCGCCAGACGCGACUUCUUCGCCAAGCUGGCCAACUUCGUCGUAGAGUGGAAGAAAUCCAAGGAGAAGAACCUCCAACUCGAAGAACUUCACCGCCGCAACGAAGCCAACAUCCGCCGCAAAGCCGCAGGCCCCAACCCCCUCUCCUCCGCCUCCCUCGCCAACGACACCGGCGACGGCGCGCCAAAAUCCCCUGCCAACACGGGUGCCAUGGACGACCUCCUCAAGAAACUGCGCGAUGCGAAGCCCGAAGCGAGAGAUCAGAGGGAUCGCAGGCGCCGUGCGCGCUUAAAGGACAGGCACCAGGUGAGGGUUGCGAGUGGGCAGAAAAUGCCUGAGAUUGGGGUGAAUAUGGAGGAGGAAGCACAGGAAGAAGAGGAGGGUGGGAGUGGUAGGGGCAUGUUGAGUCCGAGUACGGACGGCGGAGAGAGUGUGGUUGGUGAGAGUGUGAGGAGUCCUACGGACGCGACCGCGGCUGCGGGUGGGGAUGUCGCGGACCGCGCGGCGGCGAUGCUGGAGGGUCUGACUGGCUCCUCCGUAGCUAAAGACGGCUCGCUAGUCAUUCGGAGGAGAAGAGAGAACGCGGAUUCUGAGCGUGAGAGGAGGCGGAGACGGAGACAGCAGGCAUCUACCGCGAGCAGCGCGCGUAGUGAAGAUGGCGGCGGGUUGAUGAGCCCAACUAUACCUGAAGAAGGGGAGGAUGGGGUCAGGAGGGGCAGCGUGGUUAGUGGGGACGGCAGCGAGGAGGGCCCCCAGACGCCGAUUACAAUUGUGAGUCCGCCGAGUCCGGAUGGGAAGCGCGCGGAUGAAGAGAGGAAGUUGCCGACGCCGCCGCCGGAGUGAGCGGCCGAGCCUUCGAAUGAAGCAGAGGAAAGGGAUUGUUGUUGUUU